UGUCGUGUAUCACACGGGACACCCUCAAUGUGCCCUCCCAUGCCGAGCUUGCCCCUGAAGAAAUCCUUGGUCCUUGGAACGAUCCUAGAAUCAGGGCGCUGGGCUUUAAAGACGGCCAAUCCUCUCUCCUUUUGUCUCUGUUGAUAGGCUACUUCUCCAUUAUGGCUUCAGCCGCUGCCUUCAAGACUCCCAGCAAGUCCUCUGACGGAACGAAAUCAGGACAAGGUUGCCCUUCACCCUUGAUAACUAUUCCAGCCUCUCCCUUUAUGCAGAAGCUUGGAUACGGAACUGGAGUCAACGUCUACCUUAUGAAAAGGUCUCCCAAAGGGGUCUCCCGCUCUCCCUGGGCUGUGAAGAAAAUAAACCCCCAAUGUGACUCUUUCCGGCGAAGCACGUACCAAAAGCGACUGAACGAAGAAGCCAACAUUCUAAGAACCCUUCAGCACCCAAAUAUUGUGGGCUAUCGUGCGUUCGCUGAAGCCAAAGAUGGCAGCAUGUGCCUUGCCAUGGAAUAUGGGGGAGCAAAGUCUCUCAAUGACCUCAUCGAAGAAAGGAAUGAGAAACACCAGGGCCCCUUUCCGGCCGCCACUAUCCUCAAAGUGGCCUUGCACAUGGCAAGGGGGUUGAAGUAUCUCCACAAUGACAAAAAAUUGCUUCAUGGGGACAUCAAAUCUUCCAACGUUGUCAUUAAAGGUGACUUUGAGUCAAUAAAGAUCUGCGACGUGGGUGUUUCGCUACCUCUGGAUGAGAAUAUGACAGUGAGUGCCCCAGAAGCAGUUUAUGUUGGCACAGAACCCUGGACACCCAAAGAAGCUUUGGAGGAAGGUGGCCUCAUCACUGACAAGGCUGACAUCUUUGCGUUUGGGCUAACUCUGUGGGAAAUGAUGACACUGUCUGUGCCCCAUCUCAACCUGCCUGGGGAUGAUGAAGAGUCUGCGGAAGAUGCCUCCUUCGAUGAAGAUGACUUUGAUGAGGACGCUUACUAUGCAGCCCUGGGGACCCGGCCUCCCCUCAAUGUGGAGGAGCUGGGCCCAUCGUAUCAGAAGGCCAUCGAGCUGUUCUCUCUCUGCACCAUGGAGGAGGCAAGGAAGCGUCCUGCAGCUGCACACAUUGUAGAUGUCUUGGAGGCAGAGGGCUCUGCCCAGUAAGGGCCCCUGACUCCCAUCGCUGCUGCUGUAGCACCACCACGGGAGGGAAGCAUCUCCUCUUCUUGCUAUAUGUCUAGAGUGUAUAUAGAUUUUUUUAAAUUGUUUUUACAAAGAUAGUGAACCUUCUGAUGUCAAUAGUUUUAUAGAAAGGGCUGAUCUUAACACUUCUCAGUUUUGAGCUAUUUGGGACACCCAGACUAUGUAUUUACUUUAUAAGAAAGAUAGUUCUGAGUACUGUAUACAGUGACACUUUUUUUUCCUAUUGACUUUCAGCUGAUUUUGAGGUCCUUCUGUUGAUGAAUGCUUCAAUACUGCAAAUAUUACUUUCUCUUCCUGUACUCCUCAGUUGGGUUCUGGUCAGUGGUGUAUAUUUGCCUUGUUUUUGACUUGUAGCUUCCAUUUCUUUUAGUCUUUUGUUAGAUCAAAUAUGUAUAAGAGUUUCUACAAUAAACAAGGCAAUAUCCAAGCGUGCAAGUAAGGAUGGUGGUGAA
Messenger RNA from Pogona vitticeps (central bearded dragon), 1639 nucleotides. Lineage: Eukaryota; Metazoa; Chordata; Lepidosauria; Squamata; Agamidae. The record is from RefSeq and is a predicted model, not a curated record.